Molecule: messenger RNA, 2544 nt
Organism: Colletotrichum truncatum
Lineage: Eukaryota; Fungi; Ascomycota; Sordariomycetes; Glomerellales; Glomerellaceae
Product: DNA repair protein rhp41
Biological process (GO): mismatch repair; nucleotide-excision repair
Cellular component (GO): nucleus; cytoplasm; XPC complex
Molecular function (GO): single-stranded DNA binding; damaged DNA binding
Source: RefSeq, a predicted model, not a curated record
AUGGUUGGCCGUAAACGAACCAGGGCCUCUCAGCGAAGGCCCGCAGUGUCUGAUUUACCAGAUGUCUAUCAGGAGAUGCUAGCUGAAGCAGCCGCGGAUGCUGGUCCUUCAGCCUCAUCAGAACCGCCUCCAAAAAAGCUGAAAAGGCCCGGGGAAAGAAAGGCACAGCCUGACUCUAUCAAAUCCCCAGGGCAGCCUGUGAAUGAGGAUGAUGAUGAUGGAGAAGAAGAAGACAUCCAGUUCGAAGAUGUUAUUCUCCCUGCACCCACUGUCCAGACUAUCUACAGAGAUUCUGAUGAUGAAGAAUCUGACGAACAAGAGGUCGAAUUCGAGGACGUUGACUUCAGUGCUGUGCAGGCUGAGUCAGGGACAGUAGAAGAACCCGAGAAGCUUACUCUUAAUCUAUCGAUCCAUGCAGGAACAACAGCGGCUACCAAAACACGCGGUGACAGGCGGAAACCAAUUACCAAGGAGGAAAGGGAACGUCGUGUAUCAGUCCAUAAGGCACAUGUACUGUGUCUCCUCCUUCACUGCGCUUUAAGAAAUCGAUGGUGCGGUGACAAACAGGUCCUGGCUUCUCUACGUCCUCUACUGUCCAAAAAGACUAUCGAUUACUUAAAUCCAGCGCCCACUCUCCCACAGUUUGGUCAGACAGAAUCUUUGAAAACAGGCCUUCAACAAGCGGGAUCAAUGUUCAAAUCUAAAUUUCAGGUCACAGAGAGGGGAUUGCGCCGGUCUCUAUGGUCAGAAGACCCAGGUCAUCUUGUCAAAUACGAGCUCCCCAGCGAUAUGGAUUCAUGCAUGGACCGGCAAGACUUCAGGGAGACUGCCAGAAAGUUGCAUGGUUCUCGAGACGUUGGUGCUCAGUUGUACUGCGCUCUGUUACGAUCUGCCGGAGUACGCGCCCGCUUGGUUUGUUCCUUGCAACCCUUGUCAUUUUCUCAAAGCGGGCCAACACUCCCCAAGCCUCGUGAUACGAAGACCGCAACAAAACCCACCAAGGCAGAACAGAUUCAGGCACAGCUGUCUCAGUACUCGGCUCCCGAGGAAGCAUCUUCAUCCUCCGACAUGAGCAAAGCCUCGCCUCUGCAACGACUUGGACACCCAAACGCUACGGCAUACCAGUUACCACUGAUGCCAGGCUCGGCACCAGUCGCCCGCAAACAUGCGGGAGCCCGCAAAAGAAUCCGGGAAUCUCCAUAUCCGGUCUACUGGGUAGAGGUUUUAGAUGUUGCUCAUCAGAAAUGGCAACCUGUUGAUCCCCUGGUGACUAAUUCAAUGUGGAAACCUCGUGCACUGGAGCCGCCAGCCUCUGACCGAGAAAACUGCCUGAGUUAUGUAGUUGCCUUUGAAUCCGAUGGUACUGUCCGCGACGUGACUAGAAGAUACGCAAAGGCGUAUGCCGCAAAGACACGAAGAUUGCGCGUCGAAACAGCGGAUGAGAAAGGUAGCUGGUGGUGGCGCAAGGCAUUGAAACCAUUUGCCCGGCGUUGGCCCACCGAUCUUGAUCAAAUUGAAGAUAACGAGCUCACUGCUAUUGAAGGGCGUGAGCCCAUGCCACGUAAUGUGGCAGACUUUAAAGACCAUCCUGUCUUUGCGCUGGAAAGGCACUUGCGGCGGAACGAAGUCCUCAUACCUGGAGCACAACCUGCAGGAACAGUUGCGGCCGGAAGCAAGGCCCCGCUAGAGAAGGUAUACCGUCGCAAAGACGUGCGCGUUGCGAGGAGCAGAGACAAGUGGUAUCGCAUGGGACGCGAAGUCAAGCCCAUGGAGGUUCCAGUUAAAUUCCUUCCUCGCAGGUCCAAUGCAAAACCUGGCCAGUACGUCGAUGAUGGUUAUGGUGGAGAUGAGAGAGAUGCAGCAGGCAUGCCGGUGUUUAUGGAGGAACAAACUGAGCUCUACCGUCCAUCACCAGUCGUCAACGGAUGCGUGCCGAAGAACAAGUUUGGCAAUAUUGAUAUUUACGUGCCUAGCAUGGUACCCGAAGGGGGCGUUCACGUCGCUGACGAGUUCGACACUGCUGCACGUGCAGCCUACAUUCUGGGCAUUGAUUACGCACCUGCGCUGACCGGUUUUCAAUUCAAAGGCAAACACGGCACGGCGGUUCUUAACGGCGUGGUAAUAGCCCGAGAGUAUGAAGAGGCAGUCCAGGCAGUAAUGGAUGGCUUGGGGGAUAUGGAUGCACAAGCGGAGCAGAGCAAACGGUCUCUGAUGGCAAUCCGAGUUUGGAAGCGGUUCCUCACAGCACUCCGCAUCCGAGAGCGUGUAUGGGCAGGUGUGGAUCCGGAUGAGAGGGCCGAGGAGGAGCAAAGAAUCACGGAAGAGCUUGCGGGGACGGAAGAAGAUGACAUUGCAGUGGAUGGUGGUGGAGGAUUCAUGAUUGAGGACGAACACGGAGACGAGGACGGAGUUGUUAUGGGGACCGGAGACGACAGCGGUGGGUUCGAGAGACAUGGAGACGAGCUUGAGGAUGCACCAAGCGACGUUACCGAAGAAUACGACAUGGAAGAGGACGGGGGUGGCGGAGGAUUUCUAGUGGAGUAG